Messenger RNA from Phlebotomus papatasi, 936 nucleotides. RefSeq names its product transmembrane emp24 domain-containing protein bai (gene bai). The transcript has 4 exons. NCBI's taxonomy places the organism in Eukaryota, Metazoa, Arthropoda, Insecta, Diptera, Psychodidae. The record is from RefSeq and is a predicted model, not a curated record. Gene Ontology annotation, cellular component: Golgi apparatus; COPII-coated ER to Golgi transport vesicle; endoplasmic reticulum. The coding region runs from base 110 to 730 and encodes 206 amino acids. Gene Ontology annotation, biological process: Golgi organization; intracellular protein transport; endoplasmic reticulum to Golgi vesicle-mediated transport.
UUCUCAUACUUCAGGUGUCAUUGGACAGCCACCUCAUCUUUCGAAACGUCAAUUUCCAUGGAGAAGAUUCGACUGGUAGUGUAAGCAAAGUUAAAAAAUCGAGGAUAAAAUGCGGUAUAUAUCAUCAAAAUUGCUGAUCCUGUGCAUCUGUGUACUCAGUGUGCAAGGGAUAAUGUUCAAUCUCCUGCCCAAUACACAGAAAUGCCUCCGGGAUGAGAUGCAGCCCAAGCAACUCAUUAUGGGAGACUACGAGGUAUUGGACUUGCCGGGUCAGAAAGUGGAUUAUAUAGUAAAGGACGCAAAGGGCCAUAUUUUGUCACAAAAAGAACAAAUUUCAAAGGGAAAGUUUACAUUCUCAUCGGAGCACCACGAAACCUUUGAGAUUUGCUUCAUAUCAAAAGUACCACCACAUCAACGUGGAGUAACUCAUGACGUGUUACUCUCCAUCAAGAAGGGAAUAGAGACUAAGAACUACGAAGGGUACGGUGAGGCGGCAAAGUUGAAGCCCCUGGAGAUCGAUAUGAAACGUCUUGAGGACCUGUCGGACUCAAUAGUCCAAGAUUUUGCCAUCAUGAGGAAGAGAGAAGAAGAGAUGAGAGAUACUAAUGAAUCUACCAAUAGUCGUGUAUUGUUUUUCAGUAUUUUUAGUAUGUGUUGUCUCCUGGGUCUGGCCACAUGGCAAGUCCUCUACUUGAGGAGGUACUUUAAAGCCAAGAAGCUGAUUGAGUAGAGAAAUUGAAGAUGUUACUCUUUGUUAUAAUUAAGUGUGUGCGUAUCCCUAAAUUUUUUUUUUCAAUAAAAAAAAAUUGAAUAAUGAUAAUUCCGAUAUCACAAAAAAAUUGGCGAUGCAGUGUGUAAAAUAGUUAAAUUACAACUUUGGGAAUUGAUAAAAUAAUGUAAUGACAUUUUUUGGAUAAAUAAACACUUAAUUGUGCA